Didymodactylos carnosus is the source of this 5103-nucleotide messenger RNA. Lineage: Eukaryota; Metazoa; Rotifera; Eurotatoria; Philodinida; Philodinidae. The record is from the annotation of a GenBank genome assembly.
AUGACAGAUUUACACAGUAAUUUUUUAUCAUCGUAUUCAUCGAAUGAUUGUCAUGAUAUGCUUGAAGUUUUAAAUAAUGGCUCGUCGCCACAUUCGUCACCAUCAAAAAACUAUUUUCCGUCGGUAAAUAAUACUAAAAAUGUUAAUACACUCGCAUCGUUAACAUGUGAUAUCGAGAAGGAUCACAAUGAAUCUACUUCGAUAGCCGAUUCGAAUCAAAUUGAUGAAACAACAGAGCUUAAAAUCGAAGCGCCAUUAUCUAGUCAAAAUAGUAUGUAUUCGACCGUACAAGAAACAUCGUAUCCCGUACCAGCGGCUUCUCCUACAAACCUUGUUCGAUUCAUAUCGGAACAGACACUUAUGCCAUCGUUAAGUCAGAUAGAUGAUGGCGAUUUUACUUCGUUACCGUCGGAGGCCGAGUUGGGUAAUGAUUGUAACAAUGACGAUGAAAUAACAAUAAAAUCUCCACUGAAAAUUGGGAAUGAUCAGCUGUUGUCAAACCUUCCGACGCCCGUUAAUAGUGAGCAACCUACUCAAAUUUUACCAAUAGCUGAACAAUCUAGUCAGAUGUUUGCUUCACCCAUGGAAGUAAACGAUAAUAAUACUACUGCUACUCUUCAACAUUCAUCUCAACAAUCUAGUCUUUCAUCAUCAUCCUCAUCAUCCAUCUCACCAAGCAUCGAUCAACGCCCAUCUUCGGCACCAUCUCUUUGUUUACGUCCGUCCACACCCAAAUCAUCGUUUCCAUGUUUGUUAGUAUCACCAAAUCGAAAUUUGAAUAGUGAAGAAAAGAAAUCAGUCACGUCAAUGACGACUGUUGGUUCGCCGAUACAUAUUGUGAAAUAUCCAUCAUCACCGUCAAAAGCAUUAAUGAUUUCUGCUAGUUCUAAUUCGCCAUUAAUGAGUCCGAAUAUUGUACGUAGUCCACAACUUAUGGUAAAAACAGCUACAAAUGGUGUUAAUCUAGUCAAUGUUACGCGUUUACCGUCAUCUUUUGGUCAAUUAACUCCAGGCGUUGCAUUAAAUACACCAUUUGUUUCCCCUGCACUCAAAUCUGGUGCCAAUAAUCUAUCAUCACCAACGAAGAAAAAUAUUACUGAUCCUCAGCCAUCCUCGAAACCAGCUGAACCAAGCAUACAGCCAACAACAACCACGUCGACGACAACGUUGAUUGAAUCUUCAAGCACUAUUCAAAAUACAACAAAUUUGAGUAAUAUUACGGCAAAUAAUAUCAAUGUAAAUAAUAUUAACGUCAAUAUACAUACAACUAGUUUACAACCAGCCCCAUUAUAUAAUCAAAAUCAAAAUAAUAAUCUAAAUAUGAGCAAUACAAAUGGACGUUGCAAUACAAACAUGAGUCGGAAACAGCGUCAACAACAUACACAAAUUUCACAAUUGGACGAAAAACAAACAACUGAGAUUGUUUCACAAUUAUUAAAGAAUAUUAAGGAAGAAACAAAACGUCGUGAAGAAAGUCGAUCACAGCUACAACAACAGCUAGGAAGUGUAGGUGGAGGAGCCAGCACUAAUCAGAAUCAACCAAUUAAUUUAACUGAUUCAUCGUCGUUGACCACAACAAAUUAUAAUAUCAAUAUCAGCAAUAUUGAUGUCGACACAGCAACAAAUAUACAAAAGCAGUGUGCAACAAACGGUGUCAAUUUCAAUUUUUCAACUAGUAGCAGCAAUGGUUCACUUUCGUUGUAUAAUAAUACGACACCCGCUAAUAAAAGUGAUUCCUCAUCGACACAGUGGCCACAACAAAAUAUUAAUCAUCAUCUAAAUUCCGUCAUCCGUGUUCAACCUUUAGUCGAUAUGAAAACAUCAACAUCCGAUAGUUGGAAUAAAGCGACUUCACCAAAUGAUACUUCACAAUCAUCAUCAGCAGCAGCAGUCUUUUUUCCUUCUUCCCCCGUAAUAAGUCAGCAAUCCACUACGAAUACUAAAAAACGCUCAAGAUCAAAAAAGCAGCAGCAGAUUGAGCAAACAACACCAAAUUUCAAUGACUUAACUAUGAACGAUGCUAAUGGUCUUAAACGAAUUAUAAUUAAAGGUGAAAACGAGUUAUAUACAGAACAAGUUUCGUUUUCAGCUUUACCAACAUCAAAAUUAAGUUGUCCGGCGAAUGUUAAAAGUAGAAUAAAUUCAGCAUCCGCAGCACCUGUCGGUCAAAAGAGUGUCAAAAUUUCCAACUUGACGAAUGUACAAGUAGAUUUUAUUCAUGUGCCUUAUGGUUGGCGCCGUGUUGUAGCUUCAGAUUUGGUUAUCUAUUUAAGUCCAACAAAUACUGUACUUGAUUCAUAUGAAUCGGUUCGACGGUAUCUUGAAACGCCAUCAACGUGCAAAUGUGGUUUGCAGUGUCCUCUUGUAGUAGACAAGGUAUUUAAUUUUAACCCGACUGUACAGUCAAAGUCAUGGGAAGUCACUCAGGUACUUGAAGGUACUCAUUGUAGACAAAAAUCGAACAUUCUUGAAAUGGCCACACUAACAAAUUGUAUUGAUUCAUUCAACGAACUCGAACAAAAGACGGUUAAACGUCGAAAACGACCACAUUGUGAACUUAAUACUGGUAAUGUUUUUCUUUGUUCAUCGUCAAAUGAGUCAAAACCAUUUACAAUUAAUACAACAAAUAUUCAGACAUGCGGAUUGCAAAGCAAUCAUGAUUCAUCUUCAUCAUCAUCCUCUCUAUCUCCGCUACCAUCUAAUACAGCAACAGCAAUAUUAACAUCAACAAGCAACACCGAAAAACAAUUACAGCGCUUCAUCGAUGAACAUUCACUUACAUGGAGUAAUACGCAAUCGUAUUCUGGAUUGCCAACUAAACGCCCUCGCGGUAGACCACGCAAAACAGUCAAAUCAUCUGAUUUUUGUAACGAUAUGACUAAACCCUCAACCGUGUCUUCGCCAUCAAAACAACAAAUUUAUCAGUAUUCUUCUGUUGAUGAUGAUUCGAUUCAUGAGUUAUCACCUGCUAUUGUAAUUCCAACUUCAACAACAGCUAUAAUUCAAAAUACGGCAAUACCAUCAUCAAUUCUUUCACCACCCGCGUCCGUUUCAUCGUCUCAGACAGGUUUACAUCGUAAUAGUACAUCUCCCUCAACGACUAUAUGUUCAUCGACAACAACACAAACGAUUCGUUACUUAAAUGAUAUUAGCCUCACGCCACCCUCGGUUGUAUUAAAUGAUACAAAUUUUAUCGCACGACUCCCAUCACUUUUCGACUCUGUUAAAUCAUCGUCAACAAAUGAAUCGACGUAUGCUGUAUUAUCGGGGGUUCAAAAUGUUCUCUUUUCUCCUCCCGAUAAAAGUGUUCGUCGUGAAUCCAUAACAACAACAGCACACUCACCAACAAAUAAUUUAGUAUCAACCACUACAGCUGCAUCAAAUAAACAAAUGACACUUCAUAUGAAUGCACUUAAAUCUGAUUUCGGGCGUUAUCGAGCACAAAAAACUCUAACAAAUCAAAUCGAUGCAAUAUCAUUGACAGGUGCAACAAAUAUUCUCUUAGGUAACUCAUCGCCAUCAACAAUAAUGAACUGUAAGAAUAUUGUCAGCGGUGGCAAUAUGGACCUUUUAUCGGCAACAAAUGAUGAACACAAUUUUGAUCAUUUAUCGCACCAACAGCAACAACAAUAUACUAUAGAACAACGAAAGCAACAACUAUCUUCUUCGUUUAGAAUCGAUUUUAAUGAUCCGUCGAUAACAGAUUUUCUCUUAUCAGCAAUGGCAUCUGGUACACCGACUGAUUCCAGUGCCAUAGUUAAUCAUUUAUUAAAUAAAGCACUAAAUUCAAAUAAUCGAACGUUAACUACUCAACCGACUGUGCAACAACUACAGCAACCACAAUCAUCAAAUUUAGAUUAUACGUCGAUUGAUUCAACAAUAAAAAAUGUUGUGAAAUCAUCGGCAGGAACAACUAAAAUAAAAAAAACAAAUGCAAAAAAAGCAACAACAACAAUAAAAAACAAUUCCGUGGUUGACACGAUGGUAUUUAAUGUACCAACAAAUUUGUUAACAGAUAAUGAUACGACAAAUAAUAAAUUUAAUAAGAAAAAUGAGUUAGAAGCGAAACCUUUAAAUUCGAAUGUUCUACAUGAUCAAGCACAACAAAUAUUUCUUAUAAAUAGUAAACCAUAUGUUAUUCAACAAGUCAAUCAUGAACAGCAGAAACGUUUAUCGCUGGAUACACCGUCGACGAUGUUAACACAAACAGCUUUGACAGAGAAUAGUGGGAUGUCACAGUCACGAACAGAUUUAUCAAUACCUGGUAGCAAUAAUUAUAACCAUUCUUCUUCUGUAUCAAACACAACGAUCAAACAAACAAAUAGCGAUGACAGUGGCAAUUGUUAUCUAUUAAACGGUCCAGUAGAGCCGAAAACUCUUCGAACGUUACUCAAAGGUUUAAAUCCAUCACCGCUUGGAGUCGAUAAUUUAAUUGAUACAAUAAAUCGUCUUGAAAAUGGAAAUAUGACUAAUCCUUUGAAUGAAGAUGAUUGUGGACAUAAUUUAUUAAAAUCUGUACGUACAACGAAUAAAAAUAGCCCAAUAAAAGUCACAAAUGCAAAACCACGGCGACCGCCAGCAACUGGAAAUAAAAAAUCAAAAGUGAAAAAAACUAAUCAAGAUGUGAUGAUAACAUCAUCUUUAGAUGGUAAUUCUACAAUAACAACAACAAUAGCACAAGCACCUCUACCAGUCGAAACCAAUCAAGAUAAUUGGCAAGCACAAUCAAUUAUUGCGCCGUCUUCAACUAUUGCCGAUUUAAAUUCAUUUGAUUUUAGUUUAAAUAAUUCAUCGUGGCAAAUAAAUGAUAGUAAUUUAAAUAAUUUAUUAUUAAACGAUGAUUUCAAUACAACAUUUGAUGAUGUUAAUUUUGACUUUGAACCGUUAUUAGGUGAUAUAACAACAUCAUCUAAAACUCUUUUGCCAUCAUUAUUUGAUGAUAAAAAACUACAUGAUACAUUCGAUUUUGUUUCUACAUCAAAAACUAUUGCGUCAACAACAACAAAUUCAUCAUUGCUACCAAGCGUCAGUCAUUUAUUAACAAACAGUUCAUCAAAUUUUGGCGCAACAGCAACUACCAUAUUGUCUGUUGCGCGUCCUUAA